Camarhynchus parvulus is the source of this 5981-nucleotide messenger RNA. RefSeq names its product BRO1 domain and CAAX motif containing (gene BROX). The record is from RefSeq and is a predicted model, not a curated record. NCBI's taxonomy places the organism in Eukaryota, Metazoa, Chordata, Aves, Passeriformes, Thraupidae. The transcript has 13 exons. The coding region runs from base 412 to 1650 and encodes 412 amino acids.
GGGAGGGCUGGUGCCGUUGCUGGUUUGCUGCCGUGCCCGUUCCUGCCGGUGUUGGUGGCGUUCGGGGGUCCUUCCCGCGGGAGGACUGUGGGCCCCGGCCGCGCCGGCGGCCGCUGUCCCAGGGGGACGCCCUACACCCGCAGGGCUGUUGUUGGCGGCGGCCCGGGGACUCCGGUGAGGAGGAGAGCGAGCGGCAGGGUCGAUGCGAUCGGCCGCGAUGGGGCGGUGCCAUCGGCUCUCGGCUGGCGCUGCCUGCGGCAGCGGGCGCGUGACGCACCACCGGGAGCGGCGGGGCCGGGCCGGGGUCCCGCGGCCUCGAGAUCGUCUCAGGGACCGUUCCGGGCCGGGCCGUGACACCGCGGGGACAGCAGCGCUGCGCAGAUUUGGCAUAGACAACACUGCAGGAAGAAGAUGACCCACUGGUUCCAUCGCAACCCUCUGAAGGCUACAGCUCCCGUUUCAUUUAAUUUUUAUGGGGUAGCCACCACUCCAGCUGCAAAAAGGUUUGCAAGUAAUGAAUUGCGGUUGUCUCGAACACGGCUAUUGGAGCUUUUUACAGACUCAAGCUGUAAUCCAGAAAUGAUGAAGAAUGCAGCUGACUUCUACUUCUCACUUCUGCAAGGUUUUAUCCUUUCACUGGAUGACUCUUCCCAAGAGUGCAAGUUGAGAUAUAUUCAGAAUUUCAAGUGGACGGACACGUUACAAGGACAAGUCCCAAGUGCCCAGCAGGAUGCAGUGUUUGAACUGGUUUCCAUGGGAUUUAAUGUAGCUCUAUGGUACACAAAAUAUGCAUCAAGACUUGCUGGAAAAGAAGAUAUAACAGAGGAUGAAGCAAAAGACGUUCACCGCAGCUUGAAGAUAGCAGCUGGGAUUUUUAAACACCUGAAGGAAAGUCACAUUCCAAAAUUGAUUACACCUGUGGAAAAGGGAAGAGAUUUAGAAGCUCGACUUACAGAGUCCUACAUCAUACAGUGUCAAGCUGAAGCUCAAGAAGUGACAAUUGCUCGGGCUAUUGAGCUGAAACAUAAUCCAGGCCUAAUAGCUGCUCUUGCUUAUGAAACAGCCAACUUCUACCAAAAAGCUGAUCAAACAUUAUCUAGUUUGGAUCCAACCUAUGCAGGUAAAUGGAGGAAGUACUUAAACUUGAAGAGCUGUUUCUAUAUGGCCUACGCAUACUGUUACCAUGGCCAGACUUUGCUGGCGAGUGAUAAAUGUGGGGAAGCAAUCAGAUCUCUGCAGGAAUCAGAAAAAUUUUUUACCAAGGCUGAAGCAUUGUGCAAAGAAUAUGGAGAAACCAAAGGGCCUGGGACUACUGCCAAACCUUCUGGACAUCUUUUCUUUAGGAAAUUAGGAAGUUUGAUUAAGAACACAUUAGAAAAAUGCCAGCGAGAGAAUGGAUUUAUCUAUUUCCAGAAGGUGCCAGCAGAGGCUCCCCAGCUGGAAUUGAAAGCAAACUAUGGCUUAGUAGAGCCUGUUCCUUUUGAGUUUCCAGCUUUAAACACACACUGGACUCCUGAAACAGUUGCAGCAUUUGAUCUCACCAAGAGGCCAAAGGAGGACACUGCUAAACCAAAACCAGAUGAAGAAGUAAAACCUCUGAAGGAACCAAAUAUAAAGCCUCAAAAAGACAGUGGAUGCCAGAUUUCUUAAAUGCCAUAAGUGCUUUGAAUUCACUUUGAAACUCUAUUCAUAGGACUCUGGGGCUUUUGUUCUGAUCUCCUUUUUUUGAUUCUCCUCUUUUCAUUUACAAGGCUUAUUUAAUUUACCUUCGUUAAUAUGUAUCUAUCUUUCUUAAGAUUGUGGUGGAUUUCUAGGUGGUUAUUUAUAUCUGACUUAUUUUUGGUUUCAGUGGGAUAUCAUAGAAUGAGUGGGCUUAAAUGUUCCUAUUGUGCCUCUAGGGAGUUUCUUUUUGUGGGUUUAGUUUUACCCACAAAUAACAAAGGAAGUAUCAUGAUUGUAAUGCUUGAGGGUUUUUCCAUUACUUUAUAUGCUGUAUCAUGUCCAAUUCUGCAAACAGAAGUUUGCAUGAACAGUUAUAUUUAUUCAAGUUUUGUCAUUCAGGCUUAGGACUUUUUUGUGUUUGAAUUCACCUAAUUGUAAUGAGGGAAGAAAAUCUGGGUUUGGAUUGUAAUAGUCAUAUGGUAUUUCACAGGACUUGCACAGAACUUGGGAAACCUGAAGUUCUGCAUAACAGGAGCACAAUUUAUGUUCUGAAACUAUUAGUCUCUGUUCUUUCCUCUAUAGAUUAGGGGUUUUAUAUCAGAAUUUGUAGCAAAGUACCUUAGCUUUGUCUGUCCUUUAAUCCAAAUCCUUUAGUAUCAAAGUGUAUGUGAAAGUAAUGCAGCAAGCAAUAUGGAAGUGCUUAAAAGCAAAGCAUCCCUGUGUCAUUUGUUCAGAGUUUCUGAAUCUUCAAAGCUUUGUUAAGUUCAAAGGCUGCAGACAGUUCUAAUCUGGCACUGGAAUUCCUGAAACUGUCAUGAUAAGGUAAUGGAUUUGGAAGUAAGUUGAUGUGUUUCCAUCUGGGUGGUGUCUAUAAGAAGCUGUCAGGAGAACAGGGAGGAAAGAUGAGCUGAAGAGCUGAUGGCACAGCUGGGAAGCCAAGCUCUAGAUUUCCUUUAUGCCCUGUAUAAACAGUGCUGCUUCUCAGGUUUUGCAGUAUUGCACUAAAAUCAGCUCUUUCUGAAGAAAACUUGUGAAAAGCCAAGCCCAGUCAAGGCUGAGAAAGAAAGAAUUUUGUAGAACUUGCUUCCAUUUCUGCCUGCUGUGGAAAAUGUGACAGCAUUCUUUAGUGCUGAGCACUGCAAAACGCCCUUGACAACAAAAACAUCUUUCUGAUUCAUUGCAAAUGCAAAGGUAUAUGGUGCAUGUGUUGAAGUUAGAGCCUUGCAAUCCCUGGGUACCAGUUGCUGCGCUUCUCUUGGCCUGAGAAAGAAACUGAGCAGCCUGACAAUGUUCACCCUUCCAGCAAACAUGAUGGCCAAUGCACUUACCGUGAUGUAAACUGUAAACACAUUGCUCACUUUGUACUCUUUGUUCACCUUACACUGUGCUGUGAUUCAGUGCUUCUAAAAUCCUUAAUGGGGCUUGGAGACACUUAGCUUAGAGAGCAAGUCUGUAACUCCUUGAAGGCCUGUGGAACAAAAGCUGCCAAGGAGGUUAAUAGGGAACUCAAGACUCUGAGAUACUGGACCAAAUUAAAAAAUUUGUUGAUGCAAAAGGCAAAGAGUCUUUUAAUGCUGGCUAUUACAGGUUGAACAAAUGCAGACCUCCUUGCUUCCCAUGAUGGAUUUUUCUUUCUGUCAGUUCUGCACAUAAAACUAAGUGUAAAGUGAGCUGAAUUUCUUUGGAAGAAGUUACUGUUUUGCAGGGGCCUAGAGGAUAAUGAGUAUCAAGAAGAAUACAUACCUGAAAUGGCUCCAUUUCUUCUGGUGCUGCAUGGGGACCUGGUGUAUGUUUCAUGAACAGUUACUCAAAUUUGUUCCUAACUUGAUCAGCUGACUCAUUAGACUUCUUGCAUUGUUAAAAUACCAGCUUAGGUUUUGCCAGAGUAGAGUGUGGAGUUAGUUUUCUUAUAUAGAUUUUAAUUCUAAAAUGUGUAUUCCAGCUGUAGUCAUCAACAUUUGUUCAGCCUGCCGCCUUUAAGGAUCAAGAUACAGUUAAUUCAGUUUUGUAAUCACAAUUUUUUUAGCUACUCGUUUUUCAGAAUUCUUUGCCAAUAUAUACACAUCUCAACUGAAAUAGUUUUCCUUCUGUGCAGACUAGAGCCUGCUUUCCCUUCUCCCCUCAUUUUCCCUUCCGCCUGCUACAAACUGUGGCACAGACUUACCCUCAUUUGCUAAUGCACUUGUAGGUCCUGGGACUCAUUUCCAAUGCAGCUUUUAUCCAUGGGGAAUAUCUUACAAUCAAAUUAACAAAUCAUUACUAAAUCAUUCCUAAACAUCUUAGUAGGAAAGAUUAUUUUAUGGACUUGGAAUUCUUUGCACACUUUCUCAAACUAAGCUGUUUGUCUGAAUCAAGUUCACUGUAAAUAGGUUGGGGCAUAACCAAGUGAAUUGUGUCAGAUGAUGACUUUACUUAAGCCUACCUGUGUAACCUCUUGUGCCAUAGCUGUUUCAGUAAAUAUGCUGUAGUAGUUUAAAAAUAGACUAAUGGAAUAAAUUAAUUCAUUUAACAUGUGUUGCUUUUCAAGAGAAACUUUGUUUACUUCUAGCUGAAAUCCUGUGGCAAACAUUGGAUGGUUUUGCCAAAAAAUAAGAAGCUGGAGACUGUUUAGUUUGCAAAGUAGAGAGAGCUGUGAGGCAAUGAGCAGCUUUCUCUUCUGGUUUUGUUGGGUAGUAGCAGGAAUUACUGUAAAUAAGAUGUAGAUUAACUGUCCAAUAUGCUUAAGAAUAUGAGUGAAUGAACUGGGAGUUUCAGUUAAUCUGGAAACCCAGCAGCCAUGUUCCUUCUCUUAUAGCUCCCUCUAGUAAUUUUUAAGAGUGAGGUCUUUUGAAUGGUGACUUUUUAAUAUUCUCAUGCUGCAAGAGCCUGUUUUUGUGGCCUCUCUCUGGUUUUAGAGGCUCUCAUGGCUAAGCCUGCAAAUCUUGUUGCUGUAAAUAAUCUUUAAAAAUUUGUGCCCCGUCUGAAGCAGGACAGAACUGCAGCUGAAUAAAACAUGGAGUGCUGAGCCCUCUGUUUUGUGCUUUAAGGAAAGCAGUGAUUGUCUUUAAUCUACUGUAAACCAAACCAUCAAGCUUUUUGUAGGAUUUCCAUUUAAAUACCUUCCUCCAUGUAUUUAAAUAUACUUUCUCCAUGUAUUUAAAUACACUUCCUCCAUGUUUCGUGUUCCUGAGUUUUCAGUAGUUACUCUCCAUCCAGCAUGUGACACACUGAGGGACUAAACCUGGCCCUUGGAUGCUAAUGUCUGCCUCUCACUGGAUUUAGUAGAGGAGUUUUGCCUGUCAGCCUAGGGAUGGUGUUUGAUCACUUGGAUGUUCAGCAUGGAGCCGUGGUGUGUCUGUAACAAUGGUAGUCAUUUGUACAAUGAGCAGGAAAAUGGAUCCCUGUGUCUGUGUAGAAUAGAACGGUAGAAUAGAGACAACUUUGCACUUUAAAAUUUUCUUGUCUUGCAAAUUUGGAACAAUACAAUAUGCUUGUAAAUACUCCUUCCUGUCAUUUUGUUGCACAUUUUGGUACUGUGCUAUGGGUAAGGUUUUAAUGGGAAACAUUACUAAAAUGUAUUUUUAAUUGUCUGUGUGUGCUUCAAACUCAUGAAGCAUAUCUCUGCCUUUAGUAUUGGGGAGCAUGAGAGGAGGCAGUAGCUCAUCUGUCUUCCAUGGUAAUUCCAGGAGGUGAAGACUUUCUAUCUGUUGGCUGUGGGGUGAAACAUUUCAUCCCGCCCCUGUGUCUGGUAUCUAAACUGAUGUUUCAGCAUUAACAUAAAUCCUGUUCAUGCCUGUUAAUUAUCCCUAAAAAGAGUCUGUCUCUAAAGAUCACUCUUAAAGUACCAUAGUAGCAUAAGCUGGUUUUUCUUUUCCUUUUUCUGUGUUUUUUUCCUGUCACUGGCCCAGUUGAGGGAGGAAUAAAGCACAGUGAGUAAGACUGGCAUGGAAAAGCCUCUGGAGUGUGUACCUGUCUCCAAGUUGUGAGUGCAGUGUAGAGGCCUUUCCACAGUGACCCUUGGCUUGUCUCAGACCUUUCCCUGCUGAUGAUGCUGUCAAAUUCAGCAAAGGUCCUGUGGCAACCCAGGGUAUCCUUGAUCCGCUUUUUAUGUAUGGAAGGCCUCCCUCCUUUGGUGUUGAUGUCUUCAUGGAUUACAAGCUUUCAGAAGCCAUCCUGUAUUCUGAAUAAUCCCACUUCACUGGAAUCAGCUCUGAGAUCACUGACCAAGCAGCCUUACUUUGUGAAGACAGUCACCAUGCAAUCUUAAGUUUCAUAAUUGGAAAAUUUGUAUAUAGCCACGAGUUUCAGAAUGCCAUUUAAAAUAAACAAUCUUCAAAUAU